Molecule: messenger RNA, 1069 nt
Organism: Cyprinus carpio (common carp)
Lineage: Eukaryota; Metazoa; Chordata; Actinopteri; Cypriniformes; Cyprinidae
Product: protein FAM161B-like
Exons: 3
Coding region: 197-1069 (290 amino acids)
Biological process (GO): cilium organization
Cellular component (GO): cilium
Source: RefSeq, a predicted model, not a curated record
UAGUUGUAUCUUAUAUUUUAUAUUUGAUCUAGAUUUUUAGGCUCUACUGUUUGUAGAGGGGUCUGAGAGUAACGCAAUCUCGAUUCUCUGUAUGUAUAUACUGUACUAUACAUGUGGAUUAAUUGACAAUAAAGCACACUUGACUUGACUUGACUUAAAUCUAAAAUACUGCAGCAGAGUAUUAAAUGUGAUAACGAUGUUUGCAAAGGUAUUAUCUGAAACUUACAGUACAUCUUCCACUCUUGUCCUCAGUUCAAAAGUGAUUGUGUGGAAUUUGACCUCAAAUGGAGUUGAGGCACCAAGAACUACUGGAUCUAAUUCUCUGGGAACGGUGACAGAGAGACAGAGGAAGCCUCUCCCCCAGGAUUCACAGAAAGCCGAAGAGGAGGCAUGUCAGAAACAGUUUUGUGUUGCCAUCGUCCCCGAGAACGUCUCAAAGCCUCUUUAUGAUGACCUCAUCCAUGAACAAGAGUGCUUGAGGAAGGAAGGUCGUGAGCAGAGGAGAGAUUUCUUCUUGACCACGCAGAAGCCCUUCAGGUUCCACAAGAGGGAGGAGAAGAAGCGAGAGAGGCUGAAGGAGGAGAUGGCCUCUGCUAAUAAAAGUGAAAAAACAGAAUCAGUUUGUGUCAGAAAACCUAUACCAAAAGCGGUCUCAGAGCCCAGGCUCUCUGAACAGCUGAAAGGAGCAGCAAAGGAAGAUUGGCAUUCAUCUGCGAGCUCAGGAGACUCUGAAAGCCUCCUCAGCACCCAUUCAAAGGCAGGAACCCAGCAUAUACAGACCCGCAGUGCUCAGAAGAGCAAAAGCAAGAUGCUGGGUUACUUGGACCAGAAGCUGUCCUUCAGACCUAAAACUAACACUGCCGUGCCUGACUUUGACAAGCUCUACCAGGCCUUUCAACAAAAGGGCAAUGGAGGCAGCAGAGAGGAGAGAUGUCACUCACUAUUGAUCUCUGGAGCUAAAGGACCUCAAGGAGCAGGAGAAUGCAAAGUGGAUGAAGCAGCACAGAAUCAAGUCUCAACCUAUGAGCAGGGCAGUAGCAAUGAGAGCCCAGGCAAUGGACCCUCAUAA